Messenger RNA from Diorhabda sublineata, 6050 nucleotides. Its product is annotated as zinc finger protein 888-like. Gene Ontology annotation, cellular component: chromosome. Gene Ontology annotation, molecular function: chromatin insulator sequence binding. The transcript has 2 exons. The coding region runs from base 120 to 2021 and encodes 633 amino acids. The record is from RefSeq and is a predicted model, not a curated record. NCBI's taxonomy places the organism in Eukaryota, Metazoa, Arthropoda, Insecta, Coleoptera, Chrysomelidae. Gene Ontology annotation, biological process: regulation of transcription by RNA polymerase II.
AGAUCAAAGAGCAAAAGAAUGAACGUGACAACGCCAGUCAUUUUUUGUAAUAUCUCAUUUUAUAUUGUUGAUGUUUAUAUUUAUUUAUUAUGUUUAUUAUUGAAUUAGAUGCUUGAAGUAUGGAAGCGAAAACAGAAAAUACAGAGAAUUCUUGUUCAGGGACGAUUGAAAUAAUAGAAAAUAAAUUUCCCAUUUCAUUAGAAGAAUGUAUUAAUCGGGAAUCUAAAAAGUGGACACCGGUCGAAAUAAUAAAUAAAACAAAAUAUGAAGAAUCUAAUCCAAUUUUCGGAACAUCUCCUGUUAAUGGCAUUGAGAAUAAUUUUUUUCAUAUACAAUCUACCAAUUAUCCGAAAAAAGAUGUAGACCCAAAAGUAUGUGAAAAUUCGCUUUUAACAGAAGCUGACAAUUCGAUUUCUCCUUGUAGUAACAACUUAGCACAAAUUGUGGAAAUGGAAACUACGAAAAAUGGAAUUAAAAACAAAAAACAUUAUCCUUGUCCCAUAUGUGGAAAAAAUUUCGCAAGGUCGAAUUCAAGAAAAAAACACCUCGGUCUACAUUUCCUCAAUAGAUCAAUAGUAUGUUCGUUUUGUGGUCGAAUAUUUAUCCAACAAAAACAUUAUUUGAUACACAAUUUUAUCCACGCCGUGAAAAAGAAGAGAACAAAAUGGCCGACGGUCGAAUACGUGAACAAAUCGAUGCCAGACGAUAGUAUAUCGAUUAAAACCGAGACAAUAAAACCAACGUUCGAAUUCGAUUGUGAUAUAUGCGGGGAACGUUUCGAUACCGAAGAUCGUCUUCAAAACCAUUUAAAAACCCAUCCGAUCUUAUUUAACUGUGAUAUAUGCUCUAAAUCUUUCAGCAGAAAAUCCUCCCUCACUCAACACAAACUUAUCCACUUCGGCCCACAGUUUUACUGCGAAAUUUGUUCCAAACCUUUCAAAAGUAAAUCGAAUCGUAACCGACAUCUAUUGACACACUCGCAAACUCGUAAUUUAUUUUUCAAAUGUACCGCGUGCGUACAAAAAUUCAAUAAAUCCACAAGUUUCGUAAACCAUUGGAUAACGCACCAAGAAAAAGCGAAGCUGCAAUGUAAAUUGUGUAACAAGACGUUCAACAAAACCAGAGACAUUUUCGAACAUUGCAAAAAUCAUUUUUAUAUUAAAAAUCGAUUGCAAUGCGAAAUUUGCCCUACGUGGUUUAUACAGAAGAAACAACAUCAGAAUCAUUUGAAAAUGCACGCGCAAGGCAUACCGCCCGGUAUAUGCUGCACUUACUGUUUGGAAAAUUAUACAAAUGACGACGAGCUCUCCAAACAUACCGAAAUACACGAAAAACCGUUCCAGUGCGGUAUUUGUUUACUAUUAUUCAAAGAAUACAGUCAACUAUGUCAACAUAUCGAAAAACACACCGACAAACACACAAAUAUAAAUUGCCCUUUUUGUACUGCCACUUUCCAUACCGAUUACCUCGCCGAUCACAUAGAAAACAAACAUUCGGAUAUGAAGGAAGGCGGUACGAAAAAAUCCUUCACCUGCAACUAUUGUUCGAUGUUUUUUACCACGGAAUCCGAUCUGAAGAACCAUCUGGCGGAGGGUAGUCGAAAGGCGUGUUGUAAAAUUUGUUCGAUCGACAUUUGCAGUUUGGAAAAUUUGAUAAAACAUAUACGGGAGACGCACAUCGGCGCGAAAAAUCCGUUCGCUUGCGUGAUAUGUACUAGAGAAUACGCCGAUAAAGACGGUUUAGUUAAUCACCUUCUUUCCGAACAAGGUAACGAUCUAUUGGAUUAUUUCAAACAAUGCGAAAUAUGUCAUUGGAAUUUUUUCGAUGAAGGCGAUUUUACGACGCAUUGGAAACAAUAUCAUCAAUCGGUUAUUUCAGAUUUCAACGAUUAUAAAGAUAUUUCAGAUUCGAAUAUAAUUGUCAAAGAAGAAGAUUUCAAAGACGAGUUCGAUAUUAUUUACCAAGCGUUAGAAAUUAAAGAAGAUAAAGUAGAAUAUAGUGGAUACUUCGAUCUCUGUUGAUUUUCUUAUCAAAUACUGAAUUUCUAAAAAAAAAAUAUAAACUCGUGGACAUAAAUAACCCACCACCCUUUAUUUCAAUAUCAAAACCUAAAAGAGAAAAAAAAUAAUUUUCUAUCACAAAAAGUUAAAGUAUCUUAACACGUCGACUGCCACGGCAAGGUUCAGAAUUAUAUUUAAAAUGACAAUUUGAUUUAAUUAUAUUAUAUUAUUAAAAACUCAAAUUCUAGUGCAUAGUUAUUAUAAAAAGCAUAAAAAUAGUUAAACAAUCAAAAUUAACAGUUAAGUGAACGCGAAGCUGAGUUAGUUGGACAGGAACAAAGUUAUCGUGAAGUGGCAAAUCUGUUGGCGUACACCACACAACCAUUGGCAGAUGGAUGCAAAGAUUUCGAGAGACCGGUUCACAUUCUAGGAGGUCCUUCAGUUUUAACUACUCGGGAUGACCGUUUUUUGCAGUUAAAUUCUUUAAGAAAUCGAUCAAUGACAAGUGUAGAGCUCAACAGCCUUUUAGGAGAAGUCCGAAAUGUAAAUAUUACUAAUAGAUCAAUAAGACGACAUCUUCAGAAUGCUGGUCUACACAACAGAAGAGCUCUCCAGACACCUUUGCUAACCAGACGGUAGACUAAGAUUUGCAAGGCAACAUUUAGAUUGGAAUUUAUAAAAUUGAUGCCAAAUUUUAUUUACUGAUGAGACAAGAAUCAGUCUAAGAGGUCCAGAUAGACUUAAUCAAAUUCGAAGACGACGAGGAGAAAGAUUUGUGAAGUCUUGUAUCAUUCCCAGGGAGCCGUUCCAAGGAGGAUAUAUCAAGUUUUGGGGAGGAAUUUGUUUUGAUGCCCGCACAGAAUUAGUGUCUUUUCCUAGAUAACUGACAUUCUUGAAACUCACGUCGUUCCGUAUUGGCCAUUUAUUGGUGAUAAUUUUCGCUUAAUGCAUCAUAAUGCUAGACCACACGUUGCGGCAGAUGUUCUGAAUUACCUAAACGAAGUAGGAAUUCAUACCCUGGACUGGCCACCAAGAAGUCCAGAUAUGAAUCCUAUCAAGCAUGUCUGGGACAUUUUAAAACCGCCGCAUUCGUCGUCGAAAUCCAUUUCUUCAAAAUUUAAAUGAGCUUGAGCAUUAGGAGAAUGUGAGAACAUACCACAAGAAGUAUUGGUUUUAUUGCAAUGUUUUUAUUUUUAUUUUUUUACUCAUAAAAAAUCGGGGUGCCGCGUAAUUUUUGACCACGAGUAUAUAUAGAGCGUUUUAAUGAAAGGUGACUAUUACACUCCAGUAUUUUUGGUGAUAUUCAUACUGAACACACUGUUUACAUUAACACUACACGGACGCGCGUUUCGAUAACCAAGUUAUCGUCUUCAGAGACUAAAGGUAAACAGUUUAUCGAAACGAACGUCAGACAGUGAAAUUGUGAAUUGUGAAAAAUAUAUUUAUUUUUCAACGUAAUCUCUUUUUAGCUCCACACAUUUUCCCCAGCAAUGUUCAAUAAGUUCUAUACCCAAAAUAGCCAUUAACUGCCGACAUCAACUCUUCAUUGUUGGAAAAUAUUUGACCACCGAGCCAUUUUUUUCAAGUCUAGGAACAGAAAAUAAAGCGAAGGGGCUAAAUCUGGCGAAUAGGGUGGAUGAGGUAGCAAUCCAAACUUUAAUUCGUUCAUUUUGGCCAUUGCAAUAACUGGUGUAUUGUCUUGAUAAAAUGAGACUUUCUUCUUAGCCAAAUGCGUCGGUUAUUGCUUGAUUUCCUCGCUCAAACGUUGCAAUAAGUUCGCAUAAUAUUCGCCGUUGAUAAUUUUUCCUUUUUCAAGAUAGUAAAUGAAAAUUAUUCAACGCGCAUCCCGAAAAACCGAGCAAUUCUCCCUUUUCAGUUCAUUGUUUUGAUUGUUCUUUUGUUUCGGGUGUGAAGUAAUGGAUCCAUGGUUAUGAAACGGCUCAAGAAUUUGGCUUUAUUUCUAUGAAACAUUACCAAACACUCGAUGGAAACAUCUUCAGGGCGCUGUUUUUGUUUCAUUGCGAUCAAACGCGGCACCCAUCUUGCGCACAGCUUUCUCAUGUCAAAUUUUCAGUUAAUAUGCGGUGUACUAUGUCUGCUAUCUCGCGCACUUUCAGUCGACGAUCAUCCAGUACCGCUUUGAGGAUUUUAUUCAACAUUUCUGGGUCGUUACCUCAUUUGGUCCACCACUGCGAUGCUGGUCUUCGCAGGUCGUACGGCCCCCUUUAAACUCUGCUACUCAAUAUUUUACUGUUGAUAAAGAAGGAAACGUCUCGCCUAGAGUAGAAUCUAGUCCAGGCUUCAUAUUUGUUAUACUAAGACCUUUCAAAUAAAAGUAUUGUAUCACAUAACGAUGACCAAUUUUUACCAUGUUUACAAAUUCACUGAAAACGUUCACAAUUGAUGGUUGCCAAACAAAUAUGGCAUCUUCACUUGAAAUAUAUACUGUAUAUAUUGUGUACUUUCUACUACAGUGGUAUUUUUCAAGCAACUACCGCCAUCUCUAGGUCAGGCCAGGUACUUCUGGGACCAUUCUCGUAUUUAAAUUGAGGUGUCUUCACAGCCUAACGUAAUGAGUCAUUCACGAUGUAGUCAAGGAUAUAAAAAAAAUUAACAAUCUUCCAAUACAAUAAGUAGAAAACAAAUUAGAUGAGUAAGGUAAAAUGAAUAAAUUAUAACUACAGCUACGCUUUGAAAAAUCAAAUAGCGAUAUGGAAAUGAGAUAUAACACUGACAAAAAGUACUCUAGAGGGGUCUAAAAUGCAUAAUUUUAGUUAAUACCUAAAUUUUCCGGGUGAGUGCCCCUCGUAAUAGAACCACCGCGCUAGCUAGCGCCGCCACUACUCUUAUUUAUAAUUCCCGAUAUGUUUUAUCUAGACGUUUGCAUAAAUAAAAUUUUAUUCACUCUACUUGCAUUCUAAUUCUCUGCUGAGUUAGAACCAGUGCGGAUUUUAAGAGAAGUCUUUCGGAUGGAACAAAGUUAGGUUAGAUUAAAAUGUAUAACUUUGGAAAAUAAAAUAAGUGUAUUUCAAAGAAUUUUUGACGUCUCGCAAGGAAAUGGGAUGAAAACAAUUUUUUUUCUUCUGAAAUUCGUUAACUAUUUAGGUAAAUAUGGGUGGGGAAUUCAAGCACGAGAAGGUUGCAGUAGAAGUAUAAGUAUUUAACGAUUUCCAAAUAAAUAAUUUUUUUCACCCUCUUCCUGCGAGCCGAAAAAAAUAUUUUUAGGUUCCAUCAUCUGUGAUAUAGGAAAUAUUUGAAGCCAAUCGGUGGAUUCCCCUUUUUGGAACUCUAGACGUACUUUGUAAUCUUGGGUUUUCGUUAAAUCUAUUCACUGCUUUCAAAUAAAGCGGUAACUCAUCUCAACCUAACCAAUUCUUCUGGACUAAUUUAUGAUGAUUACACCAUAGAUUAUAAUCUGAUAACUGAAUUGUCAGAGCUAGGCCAGCAGAUCUUCAAAAUGAAGGUUUUUGAAUCUUGCAAUGUCUUAUGAUGUUCGAUAGCACCCAUCUCGGUAAGAGUGCAUUUAUGAACCUUUCUAGUUAAAGUAUUUUCAAUAAUUAGCUCUUUCAUUAAUGAUAUCAUGCAUUGCAUCAAUUGAAUGACCUUGCUCCUAGAGUAAAACUUAUCUCCAAAUAUUUUCUUUGUCGCUGCUUCCAGUGGGCGCAUUAUGUUAAGAAGUGAUGUUAAUACUGUCAGCUCCAUACCAGUUAACAUUGAUGGUGCUGUUUAUCAAAAUGACGUUAACAGUAUCAAGAGUUAUAAGAGGUAAAUUAUUAGCUACUUUAUAUGAUUUUUACACAUUUUUACUUGGGAUUUGUGUGAGGUUGAAAACCACAUUGGAAUGCUCUGUAUAAAGGUCAUAUAUUAAAAAAAUAUAUGCACGUUAAUAAUGACGUAUUUGCUUUCUAAUUGUAUAAUUAAACCGCUUCAACACUACGUUCGUUUUGUGUAAUCUCGAACAGAUUGGAUCAGUUUCAUUGUGUGUUCAUUAUUUUUUUUUGUGCAAUAUAAAAAAUAACAGAUAUUAUAAAUAAAUAUUUCUUUAAAUAU